This is a messenger RNA of Penicillium maclennaniae, 285 nucleotides long. RefSeq lists its product as uncharacterized. The coding region runs from base 1 to 285 and encodes 94 amino acids. The record is from RefSeq and is a predicted model, not a curated record. NCBI's taxonomy places the organism in Eukaryota, Fungi, Ascomycota, Eurotiomycetes, Eurotiales, Aspergillaceae. The transcript is spliced from 3 exons.
AUGUUCAAGCAAACUCAACAGAGGCUAUAUAAAGUGAUUGGUAAGGUCAAAUUGGCUGACCUUCCUAUCAAGUGGCAGUUUCCUGUUGAUACAACUCUCUUGAAUGAAGAGCAGGCAAAUCCGGAUUUCACAUUCGCCGAGAUCAGAGGUUCCCUGCCGCACCUUUCUCACGACGAUCCGACCGACGCGGAAGAGGUGGUAUCGGUUCGUCUCAAAAAUGGCGAAAACAAAACUAUACAAUGGAUCCGCAUCCAUCAAGAUGGCUCAGUGCGCAAGGUGAUCUAG